Messenger RNA from Pimephales promelas (fathead minnow), 3013 nucleotides. RefSeq names its product leucine rich repeat containing 57 (gene lrrc57). Lineage: Eukaryota; Metazoa; Chordata; Actinopteri; Cypriniformes; Leuciscidae. Gene Ontology annotation, molecular function: protein binding. The record is from RefSeq and is a predicted model, not a curated record. Gene Ontology annotation, cellular component: cytoplasm.
GGAUGUGCAAUGACACGCAGCAGCCUCAAUAAUGGUCUCUCCAUAAACAAACAUCAACCUGGGGAUGGACAAAGUUUCCUAGAUAACCAUUUGAUCACAACCUUAGAUCACCAUCCAAGAAUAUUGUAUUACUGUUUUUUUUACACAUUAAAUACGCGCUUAAAGAAGGUUAUUUAGCUCUAGCCAACGGGAUUCUGUCAACUUUUCCUGCUGUAACGUUAACUUACACAUUGUCCAAACUGGAUUUACAGUCGAGCUAACCUGACAGGCCAAAGUCUUCCAGUGGAUUUCCUGAUAUUAAAUUCAACGGCAUCUGCAACAUCCAUCCUGUAAAUGGGGAACAGUGCGCUCAAAGCUCAUUUGGAAACAUCUCAGAAGACUGGAGUCUUUCAGCUGACCGGAAAGGGUUUGACAGAGUUCCCAGAAGAGCUGCAAAGACUCACCGCCAACCUGCGGACAGUUGAUCUGUCCAAUAACAAAAUCGAGGUGCUUCCAGCGUUCAUAGGAGGCUUCCUGCAGCUCAAGAGUCUUACCAUAAGCAGCAAUAAACUGACCAGUCUACCAAAUGAUAUCGGGAAACUCAAGAAGCUGGAGACUCUUAUAUUAAAUGGGAACCAGUUGAAUCAGCUUCCUGCGUCAGUGGGUCAACUGAAGUCCUUGCGCACCCUGAACCUCUCUGGUAAUCACUUCAAGGAGUUUCCCAGUGGACUCGGCACCCUUCGCCAGCUUGAUGUUCUGGACCUGUCCAAGAAUAAGAUCCACGUGGUUCCUGCAGAGGUGGCCGAACUGCAAGCCAUUGAAAUCAACCUCAAUCAGAACCAGAUUUCAACCCUGUCUCCAGAGGUGUCUCGGACUCCCAGGCUGAAGGUCUUACGGCUGGAGGAGAACUGCCUGGAGCUCGCCUCUAUCCCCAUCUCCAUCCUCACAGAGUCCCAGGUGUCCCUGCUGUCUCUGGAGGGCAACCUGUUCGAAGCGAAAGAUAUACGUGAUCUGGAAGGAUAUGAUAAAUACAUGGAACGUUUCACUGCAACCAAGAAGAAAUUUGCGUGAUCGGUCCGAGGCGUCCUGCUCCUGUUAUCCACGCUGGGAUUUAGCGUGGAGAGGCUCCAGCUUUGACCACACAUGAAAAUGGCUAGACGGGAAUGGAAAAAAAAUGUCAGGAAGGCUCAGAGACCACAGACCUGCUGCUCAACACCGUUACAGUACAGAGAGCACAUGUAUGAAUCACUCUUUCUUUUGCAAAGAUUCGAUAAACUGAGAUAUAGUGCUGAUUCUGCUUUAUGAGGACAUUUACAGUACACUGGAGAGUGGUUUAUUUUAUUUUUGAGCGCACUAAUGCCACGUCAUGUUUUAAUUAACGUAUUGUACGUCCUGGACUCCUUUGCAAUGCAUUUAUUGAUCCAUUUAUUUGAAUGCUUUAGAGUUAGAAAGUAGCCUAUUUCUAACAAUUAAAUCCACUUUAUUAUUUGAUUACACACGUUUAUUUAAGCUUUAUUGUGUAAACCGUUGUGUAAAAGUAUUUCGAUUGAACUGUGAUCUCGAAACGUCCGUUAAAGAAUAUUUGUGAUAUUUAUGAAGUACCCAUUUUUUUUUUCAAACCUCAAAGGCUGCAUAUUAGUCUUAAUGUUGAAUGAAACGAAUGCCAGUGGAUAUUUAUAUUUUUGUUAAUACAACACAAUGCUCAGUUUGAAUUUGCUUUUACACGUUUAAUUUUCUUAAAAGUGCAGAACCUGAAAAGCAUUUUGGUGAAGGAUUAUGUAUUUUAAUGCCAUUUUGAGACUGCAAAUCUAACUCUUUUUGUGUCCACGUGUUAAUCUAUUACUUGCACACUUUAAACCCUGUUUAACUUAAUAUAUGCACAUUAAUGGUAAUGUGUUCAUUUCAAACAUCUAAAUAUGUAAUUUCACAAUCGGAAUGAUAACAAAAGCAGUCAGUAGCUUAUAUUUUCAUGUCAUCUCAAUGUACGGUUUCCUAAAUAUUGUUACGCUACUGCAUUUAGCCGCAGAAUAAAGCUUGCAUUCUAUUAAAAUUACAAUGCCAUGCAAUUGCAAAGCAAAUUACACCUGAAUGUCCUCCUCAGGAUUAAUAAAGUACAUCUAUCUACCUGUACAGUAUUUAUACUUGUGAUUAAUUACUGACACACCAAGACUACCAACUUACAGUUGUGUAUAGUGCAUGUAUAAAUACUUGACAUAUCAUUGAUUAAAAUGAUUUGCUUUGAGACUUGUAAUGUUACUCAAUCAGUCCAUUUGAAAAGCAGACAGCAGUUGAAGAAAAUGAAGCGCUUCUUUCAAAUAAUUCCAAAAAUUUUAACUGAUGUCUAUAUACAUUAAACAUUAAUAUAGGGUUAAACACAAUGAGUUGUAUUAGCAACACUUCCAAUACUACUUCCAACAGAUAUGCGUUAGUGUUUAGCUUAAAUUGCUUCCCAGCCGCUAGACUGGAAUAUAUAAAUAACUUUUAAUGUACCUUCUGACCACAUGCACUGCAGAAAUGUUAAGUUCUCAAUCUGUUUUGUAGUGGAAUUGUCUUACAGUUAUUAAAUCUAAAUACAUUUACCUAUAUAUACUUAAUAUGACGUCUUGUUUUCUGUGAAAUUGUUGGGAGUUUGUGAUUAAAAUAAGAACAAAUAUCUGCCAAUGUGCUCAGAAAAAUCUAUUUAAUUCAAAGGGAAUUUUCAUAACUCAUUGACAGAUAUUUGUUCUUGUUUUAAGUAUAAAUUCACUUAAUUCUGUUACAUUUUUCAGGACUUCAUUUUACAUUUGCCUUUUUAUAAAUGGCUUUAAGAAUGUAAGACUUUCUGCACUGAUUUAAGACCCGCAGUAACACUUUGACCUUUUCACACUUUUACUUUUCAAAUACUAUAUAUAAAAAAAAUAAAAUAAGCAUAGUUGUAUUUGGUCUCAAUUGGUUUAUUUGUAUUAGUGCAAUGAAACAUGCCAAAUUGUGCAGACAUCAUUUUUGGCCCGGACUGUCAUAUAAGAGCGAGAGAGCCAAAUAAAUAUCAAUAACU